Molecule: messenger RNA, 4125 nt
Organism: Heteronotia binoei (common prickly gecko)
Lineage: Eukaryota; Metazoa; Chordata; Lepidosauria; Squamata; Gekkonidae
Gene: ARHGAP12
Product: Rho GTPase activating protein 12
Exons: 18
Coding region: 70-2676 (868 amino acids)
Biological process (GO): signal transduction; regulation of GTPase activity
Cellular component (GO): cytoplasm
Molecular function (GO): protein binding
Source: RefSeq, a predicted model, not a curated record
CUUACAGCUGUGCUGAAGAACUGGAGGAAAACAACCAUAAUGCAGCUUACCUUUCACCUUAAAAGGUGAAUGCAACUUGACAAAGAGAUGGCUGACAAAGGUGGAAAAAUUAUUUCAGGGCAAUUGUACAUUGAAGUUGAAUACGACUAUGAGUAUGAAGCAAAGAACAAAAGGAUUGUGAUAAAACAAGGGGAGAGAUACAUCUUGCUGAAAAAGACAAAUGAUGACUGGUGGCAAGUCAAAAAGGAUGAGAAUUCCAAGCCUUUUUAUGUACCAGCACAGUAUGUGAAGGAAGUAACUCGCAAAGCACUAAUGCCACCUGUUAAACAGUUGGGUGGAGUGCCAAACAGCUCGCUCAAACUUAUGCAUGGCUUACAGAGGUCUACAGAAAAUGUGAAUAAAUCUCCAGAGCUUUCUAGUUUUGGAAAAUCAUCUCCAGUUCAAGUGUCUGGCCUAGUUCGGGAUGCCAAUCAAAAUCUGGGACCAAACAGUAGCCCAGGUCAGACUUUUGGACUGAGCUUGGACCUUGCACAAAAUAACGGAAAACUUAAUGAAUUACUGUUUCCUAAGGUUUCUACUCAGAACAGAACUUUCUCUGUGUCCUAUUUUCCUUAUUCUGAGUGUAUGGAAAUAGAAAAGACCAGCUUUUUGCAAGAUCAGGCCUGUGAUUCAGCAGGAGAAGGUUCAGAAAAAAUCCACCAGGAUUCAGAAUCUGGAGAUGAACUCAGCAGCAGUUCCACAGAACAAGUGCAGCCAACAACUCCACCAAGCCAAGGAAGGCCAGAUUCACCAGUUUAUGCUAACUUGCAAGAACUAAAAAUAUCUCAGUCUGCACUCCCUCCUUUACCUACAACCCCUCCAAUUCAAAUUAAUGGAGAGUGGGAAACCCACAAAGAUAAUACAGGACGCUGUUACUAUUACAACAAAGGAACACAAGAAAGAACCUGGAAACCACCACGCUGGACUCGGGAUCCAAGCAUAAGUCGAGGAGACUCUCUGAACCAGAUUGAUCAAGAGACUCUGUCAUCACAAGAAAACUACCACAGUUCUUGUAACAGCCAGUCAGAUAGUCAGUAUGGUUCUCCUCCCAAAGGGUGGUCAGAAGAGUUGGAUGAACAUGGCCAAACGCUAUAUACCAGUGACUAUACUAAGGAAAAGUGGAUAAAACAUGUAGAUGAACAGGGUCGACCAUAUUAUUAUAAUGCAGAUGGAUCACGAUCGGAAUGGGCACUGCCAAAAUAUAGUGCAUCACCACAACAGCAGAGAGAGAUCAUUAAAAGCAGGAGCCUGGACCGACGGCUACAGGAACCAAUUGUCUUAACCAAGUGGAGGCACAGCACAAUUGUGUUAGAUACCAAUGACAAGUUGCCUACUAAUUCUUCUGAACAGCUCUUGCCUAAUCCUGCAUAUUUGUUUCCAACACAUCAGGACCAAGAUUCUUCAUCUCCAGUUGCUUCAAAGGCCACUUUUCCUGACAGUGAGUCAUCCUCUCCUUCCUCACCAAAGCAUCAUGCCACAGGCCAAGAGAAAUAUGGAUUAUUAAAUGUCACAAAAAUAACAGAAAAUGGGAAGAAAGUUAGGCAAAAUUGGAUGUCAUCAUGGGCUGUAUUGCAGGGUUCAUCACUAUUGUUUACCAAGACGCAGGGAGGUGGAACUAGCUGGAAGUUUGGAAACCAGUCUAAGCCAGAAUUCACAGUUGAUCUCAAGGGCGCAGUUGUUGACUGGGCUUCGAAGGAGAAAUCUAGCAAGAAGAAUGUGAUUGAGCUGAAAACACGACAAGGAACAGAAUUGUUAAUUCAGUCUGAUAAUGACAUUUCUAUUAAUGAAUGGCUUAAAGUUCUUAAUUAUACUAUUAAUAACCAGACAGUGGAGUCUGAUGAAGCAUUGGAUGAUGAAGUGCCGGAUUCUCCUGGAGUGGAAAAACAAGACAAAGAAAAGGACCAUAAAGACUCCAAAAAGCUUCGCUCGAUAAAAUUAUCUGGCAGCAUUGAUUCUUCAGAACAAAAGAAAACUAAAACGAAACUGAAGAAGUUUUUAACUCGCAGGCCCACGUUACAGGCUGUCCGCGAGAAAGGCUACAUCAAAGAUCAAGUGUUUGGUUGCAAUUUAUCUAGCUUGUGUCAAAGAGAAAAUAGUACUGUGCCAAAAUUUGUGAAGUUGUGUAUUGAGCAUGUUGAAGAACAUGGAUUGGAUGUCGAUGGCUUGUACAGAGUUAGUGGCAAUCUUGCAGUAAUACAGAAGCUGAGAUUUGCAGUUAAUCAUGAUGAAAAACUGGACUUGAAUGAUAGUAAAUGGGAAGAUAUCCAUGUCAUCACAGGAGCUCUAAAGAUGUUUUUUAGAGAAUUGCCAGAACCACUAUUCACUUACAAUCAUUUCAAUGAUUUUGUCAACGCAAUCAAACAAGAGCCCAGACAGCGUGUUCCUGCUGUACGAGAGCUGAUUAAACAGUUGCCAAAGCCAAAUCAAGAUACCAUGCAGAUGCUCUUCAGGCACCUCAAAAGAGUUGUGGAAAAUGGAGAGAAGAACCGAAUGACCUAUCAAAGCAUAGCCAUAGUCUUUGGUCCGACUCUGUUAAAGCCAGAAAAAGAGACUUGUAACAUAGCAGUUCACACAGUGUAUCAGAAUCAGAUUGUGGAGUUAAUCCUGCUGGAACUGAACUCAGUCUUUGGACGCUGAAUUUCUCCAAAUGCAACUGGCUUUUAAUGGGGGACUGCCUGGGCUCCAGCAGAAGCUGCAUCUCUUUUGUACACGGUAUAUUGUGUUUGCAGACCAAGCAGCAACUCGAUGUCUUUGCACUUUUUGUGGGAGAGGGAACUGUGUGUGACUUGUUCUAGCUGGGUUUUUGUGGAAGCUGUUAAAAAUCCCUUUACCACUCACUCAAUGUUGUGAAAAUUUCAAGGUUUGUACACUUGAAACUGCAGAUCUAGUCUAUAUGUACACACUGGAUUCCAUAGUGAGGGAAGCUGAGCUCAAAACUUGGUCUGGAUGAUCUGGAAUUGCUUUUUAGUGUUGCUUCUUACUGUUAGGUUCGCCAUGGUGUGGGGAAGAUAAUCCCCAUCAACUGACUUUGAAAAACCUCCAUGGGCAUUUUAAGUGAAUAAUUGCAUUAUAUGCUUACAUGUGAAUCUUUUAAGAUCAUUCCUGAUGCUGUCUACAGAAUUUCUGCACUCAUUUGGCAGGCUUUAACAAACAAAUGCUAUCAGUGGCCAGUGUACUUCCUCACUUGAGGUAUGAAACUUUUGCGGGCGGGGGCGGGGGGGGGAGGGUAUUGUUUAGCUUGUACAGAUUCUUUACUGGUUCACUUGGAUGCCUCACUAGUAUUAUUUAAAACUCUGAACUGGUACUCCUAUCCAACAGAGGAUAUACAGUGGUCUGAAAUGGAAUGAACUUGGAGCUUUUGGUUAAUCAAGUUCAUGUUUUUCAGUUUAUUGCUUGGGCUACACUUGGAAAACUGAAUUACAUCUAAGAGUCCUUAAUGAAUGAUUUUAAUGCUGUGCUGAAUUCUUGGUUUGGACCUGUGGUAGUAAAACGAGAUGUAAAUACAGUCCGAAGCCCUAACAACUUUUGGUUUUUAUAUUUAUAAACAUUGUUGUAUAGUCUCAGAGUACCAUCUAGUCACACAUUUCUAAUCAUGGGUGGAUGUUUUAACAGUUAAUAUAAUAUCUCUCAAUGGAUGUCUGGGAUUUUCACAGAGAAACCAGCUAAAAUGCUGUGCACUUUUAGAUUCUAAUUACAUCUGCAUGCAAAUAAAUGUAAUGCAAAUGGUACUGGGGAAAUACUGAGUGUGCUUGCUUAAAUGGUUAAUGCACUACAAGCAAGAGCCGCUGAUAUUUAAUAUGUACAGGAGAUACAUUAGAAAAAUGUAUUACAAAUUCUAACAUCUAUAAAUAGCAGAAGCCUAUGUUUGAAUAGAUGGACGUCUGGGAAAUAAUGAAAAUGCUAAAUUUCAGGAUUCCUUUUUACAUAAAUAAUGUAGAUUGAUUUGUAAAAUAGGUCGCAGAAGAUUUUGUUACAGGAGUUGUGGUCUGCGGAAGAUUUUUUUUAAUGUAUUUUUCUAGACUAACUGCUGAACCUGACAUUUGCAAUGUUGAAUCUGAAUAAAGAGACCUGUUAGCUGUUUUGGAA